CUGUCACUCCAUCUCACUUUUCUCCCGAACACCUCAAAACUCUUUCCCCCUCUCCCAACUCUCUCGUCUUCCCCGUUGCAGACCCCAAAAAUACAGACGGCGGAGCCGCCGAUAUCCAGCGAUGGAACCUCCUAAACCACCAUCACGAUACCCCUCUCCUCCCAACAAAUCCACAUACGGCCCCUGUUUCCUGAGAAAUUGAAACUGCGAGCUCCGUCGCGACUCUAAUUUUCCCGGCGAGAAUAUCUCCGUUUACGGCGAAGGCCAGCAUAGCACGAUUCGGUUGUUUGGAUAUUUUUGGUCGGGGUGUGUCAAAAAAGACUCUUAGAAAGCAACCACAUCAUAUAUGGCAUCUCCAUUAGAGAACACCUGAAUUUCUUUUAGUCCCAUUGGACAUAUUUGACUUCUUCUUUGGAGAUGGUCUAAGUGCUUUUAGUGAAGCAUUUGCAUUUAAAAUUAUUUUUGUGCUUUUAAUAUAAGUGCUUUUAAAUAUAAGUGAUUUUGAAAGAAGCAUUUUCAAACGAGCUUGCAUUCUUUCAUACCUUACAAGUUCUUACAAGUUACAACUAAAAAGGAAUUGGGUGUGAAGAAUAUUAUAUGCAUUUUCAUGUGAUUAAGCACCAUUUUCAUCAUGUAAUAUUCAAGUCUUAAGCACCAUGACCACUUCCACUUCCACUUCCAUUCAUUCCCAAACCCUCUUAUGACUUUCAUUUUUUGCAACAACUAUGGUUGUCCUCUGCUUGAACAAACAUCAAGGUUUAUCUUUGUGAGGAUCCUAGGAAUCAAUUCAUCUCAACCGUUCAUCGUGCAUUGUGUAGUCAGCUUUCGUUAAGGAAUUAAAAAUGCAAGCAUCGUUUGGGGAGGGAUUUCUUAAACAUAUUGCAUGCUCAAUUAGAAAAAUUCAUCUAAAUUGCAGUGGGCCAAUCUGUAGUGUACACAUUCUCUGACUUGUACUCAUUUGUCCCCCAAUUAUUACAAGAUGCUAAAACAAAACAUCCAUGAGCCCCAAUUAUUUUAUCAAAGAGAAAUGCUAAAAGCUGAGACUCUUCAUGGACUCUCUGCCACUUCAUGUUUAUCGACACAAUGUUUUAUAAUAUUGACAUAGGAAUUGAAGUUAAACUGUGAGGUAGCAGAAAAUCUAUAGAGAGCCCACUCUAAGAGAGUUCAUGAGUCCCACUUCAAGAGAGUUCCCUUACCAUUUUAAGAUGCCAAAUAAAUUAAUACAAACUCCAAAUGUAUUGCAAAUGUAAUGACAGUUUGGAGUCUUAAAGUCCCUUCCCUCUCAGUCAGAAUUACAGUACUGAAGUCAUCGACUCAUCGGUAUCAAAGCAACAUUCUGAUAUUCUUCAAAUAUUUCAAUCAAAAGCGUCAUUCCCCAGCUUGCGAAGAUGGCAAACGGGCUGUCGAGUUAUGACAUAACCAAGGAUAUGAAGGAUUUUGAGGAAACAAAAGCUGGAGUAAAAGGACUUGUGGACACAGGGCUGACAAAACUCCCCAGGAUGUUCAUCCAGCCAGCAGAUAGACUUUCAGAUUUGGCAAUAAAAAAUACAGAGUUACGAGUUCCUGUCAUAGACUUUGAGGGCUUUGAUCAAGAUUUCCGACGUCCGCAGAUUGUGAAGGAGGUUCGUGAAGCAUGCGAAACGUGGGGGUUCUUUCAAAUGGUUAACCAUGGAGUUCCGGAGAAGGCGAUGGAUAAGGCGUUAGAAGGGUCUCGACGAUUUCAUGAGCAGCCGAAGGAGGAUAGGAUGGACUGGUAUUCUCGUGACUAUAAUAAAAAAGUGGCAUACUACAGCAGUGUAAAACCGUUGGCAACGAAAGCAGCAGUUUGGAGAGACUCGGUAGGGUUUGAUUUCGUGGACGGUCCAUUGGAACCCGAGAACAUUCCAUCGGUUUGCAGAGAGGCGGUGCAGGAGUACACCAAGCACAUGAAGAACCUGGGAAAUGUGCUAUCCGGUUUGCUUUCGGAGGCCUUGGGGCUUAGCGCUGACUACCUGGAACGCAGAGAGUUCCUGAAGGUUGAAAGUCUGGUGCUCCAUUACUCCCCGAGCUGUCCAGAACCCAAGCUGACCCUCAACACAUCCAGGCAUUCAGAUCCUUCCUCUUUUACCGUAGUCUUGCAAGACAAAACUGGCGGCCUGCAAGUCCUCCACGAAGGUCAUUGGGUUGAUGUUCCUCCAACUAAAGGAACUCUCGUGGCCAAUGUCGGUGAUCUUCUGCAAUUUAUCUCCAACGGCAAGUUCAAAAGCGUAGUGCACAGGGUACUGGCAGGAACAGCGGGGCCUAGAGUAUCAGCUGUAUGUUUUUUCUAUCCAACCGAGAGAAUCAAACCCAUCGGACCAAUCAAGGAGAUUCUUUCUGGAGACCAGCCUAUUUACAGGGAAGUAAGCGUUCGUUCGUAUCUUGCUUACUACAGAGCAAAUGGAUUCGAGGGUAAAUCAGUCGUUCCAGAUUUCGAAUUAGCCCCUACGGUUUAGAUUCGAUUCACUUUAAUCCCUAUGGUUUGUAAACCACCUAAGGAAAUGUGUAUGUUUUGCAACCUUGGAUAAUUCCUUCCCAGCACAUCAGACAUGGUAACAAGAGAAGCUUUAAACA
Molecule: messenger RNA, 2592 nt
Organism: Pyrus x bretschneideri (Chinese white pear)
Lineage: Eukaryota; Viridiplantae; Streptophyta; Magnoliopsida; Rosales; Rosaceae
Product: 1-aminocyclopropane-1-carboxylate oxidase homolog 1
Exons: 5
Coding region: 1389-2474 (361 amino acids)
Source: RefSeq, a predicted model, not a curated record